ACUCGCAUCAUGGUGGCCGGAGAGCUCGUGCAGGAGCAUCUGCGCGCGGAUGCCGGCGCACCUGACGACAUCACGGUGAAGCCUCACGAGCCGCAGGGAGAAGCCGAGCGGCGCGCGGAUCACACACACGGAGCGGCGCCGGCGGGCGGGGCCGAGGAGACGGACACAAGCCGGGAGCAGGAGCAGGAGAAGGACGCGUCGCCGCCGGAUGAAAGAGCGGCGAUGCUACCCAACGGAGGAGGCGGGGAGGAAGAGGAGGCGGUUGGGAAGAAGCUCGAGACGAAACUGUACCGGCGCCGGUUCGCCGUGCUGACCGUGUUCAGCCUGUACUCGCUGGUGAACGCCUUCCAGUGGAUCCAGUACAGCAUCAUCGCCAAUGUGUUCACCGCGUACUACGGGGUGACCAACGACAAGGUGGACUGGCUCUCCAUCGUCUACAUGGUCGCCUACGUGCCGCUCAUCUUCCCCGCCACCUGGCUGCUGGACCGGAAAGGUCUGCGGCUGACGGCCCUGCUGGGCGCCGGCCUCAACUGCGCCGGCGCUUGGCUCAAGUGCGCCAGCGUGAGUCCCAAUCUGUUCGGAGUCACCGUCACCGCGCAGGUCAUCUGCUCCGUGGCACAAGUGUUCAUCCUCGGCCUGCCGUCCCGCAUGGCCUCGGUGUGGUUCGGACCCCGGGAGGUUUCCACCGCGUGCGCCACGGCCGUGUUAGGGAACCAGUUGGGAACAGCCAUAGGCUUCCUGUUGCCUCCAGUUUUGGUUCCGAACACACCUGAAGACGUUGAACUGACGGGUCACAAUAUCAGCAUCAUGUUCUACGGCACAGCGGCUGUCUCCACGGUGCUCUUCAUCCUCACGGUUAUAGUCAUAAAGGACCGACCUCCUCUCCCUCCCAGUCAAGCCCAGGCUGUCUUGCCUGACACCCCUCCUGAAGAUUACUCCUACAAACAGUCCAUCGUCAACCUGAUAAAGAACAAAGCCUUCGUCCUGCUGCUCGUUAGCUAUGGUAUAAUGACUGGUUCCUUCUACUCUGUCUCAACGCUUCUCAACCAGAUGAUCAUGGCCUGCUAUGAGAACCAGGAGCUGAAUGCCGGGAGAAUUGGUUUGACUCUCGUCGUCGCUGGGAUGGUCGGCUCCAUCCUCUGUGGUCUGUGGCUGGACCACACAAAGACAUACAAGUUCUUUAUGACAGGUUACUUGCCUCUUGGCUUUGAGUUUGGAGUGGAGAUCACAUACCCAGAGUCUGAAGGGACAUCGUCUGGACUCCUCAAUGCUUUCGCUCAGAUAUUCGGCAUCAUUUUCACUCUGAUUCAGGGAAAACUGACCACAGACUACAAUCCGCUGGCUGGAAAUCUUUUCCUCUGCGCCUGGAUCUUCCUGGGAAUACUUCUCACUGCCUUAAUAAAGUCAGAACUGAAAAGACACAAUGUCAACAUGGGAGCAGAAAGCAACCACCUGCACGCGCUUCCCUCUGACUGUCCCGGGGACUGCCCUUUAGAGAAGAAAAGCAACGGAGUCAAGCUGGAGCCCUCGAUCAGCUUCUCCCGUGAAACCUCGCUGUGACCUGCCAAAGUCACUGGACAGCUAAGACGGUCUCUAAGAAACACGCCAGCUCCACAGUCUACGUGAAGCUCCUGAAGGGGACAGCUGAUUUUUUUUUUACCAAGUAUAAUCUCCUCAGUAACUGGAAAGCUGGAAUCUGCAGGCGUACGCCAACGCUAAUGGAGCACAGGCACGGUUUAUGGUGGAUUCAGACCAGGUGACCAGCAUGCUAUAGAGGGAGGUGAUCAGUGCUCCAUUCAAGCCUUCAAAGAUCCUCUGAAUGUCUUGAGGCCGCUGACAUGUGCAGAGAGGAAGAAUCAUUUCACAGAACUGUGAGCUUCCUCUUGGACACGUUGCUGUGGAUGCAUAAACAAGUAUGCAAGCAAUGACAUGCAGAAGAAGCUCCACUGCACUUUAUAUCCUGAGUCAAGCAUGGCACAUAGUUUCCUUAUUUGAUGUGAAUCCAGUUUGGCUUCCAAUUCCUGGAUUCCCAUUGGGAUUACAAGAGCAGGUGAAGAGAGCCGUACUGCAGCCACUGCCCACCGCACCGGGCCAACAUUUCCUGAGUUUACUUGAAUUACGUUGAUGCUCCGGACUACAUUUGUGAAAAUGAUCAUUCUUUACAUGUUGAUAAUCCAAGAGGAACUUUGACUCAGAUUCAAUCCAAUCAGUUUUGAGGCUGCUUCAAAGAAGCAUAGGCAGAAUAAAUCAUGUUUAUUUUAUAAAAGAGGGAGCAUUUAUCUUAGUCGGGCCAAAAAGCAGCUGCAGUUCAUUUUGCAUUUUGCUGGUUGGACUAAUGAUAGCAGUGAUUCCUGACAUGUAGACAAACAUGUAGUACAUGAAAGUAAACGCAUCUUCCUCUGCUGACCCCAAAGCAUCCAGAAAUUCUCACAGGUUUUUAUUUGCUGGGUCUUUUAGGAGAGAGAAUUUACAUAUGAAUGUUUUUUUUUUUUUUUGUCAAGAUGGCGUCAUUCUGUUAAUGUUUCUGUUUUUCUGUUAGGAAAAAUAGGACACAGUAGUUCAUGGUUAUUCUGGUAGAUUAAUCAUAUCAACUGGACUUGCUUGCUGACGUUCCACCUCUCAUCCA
Stegastes partitus (bicolor damselfish) is the source of this 2626-nucleotide messenger RNA. It is a transcript of the gene flvcr1, whose product is annotated as FLVCR choline and heme transporter 1. Gene Ontology annotation, cellular component: membrane; mitochondrion. Gene Ontology annotation, molecular function: heme binding; heme transmembrane transporter activity. NCBI's taxonomy places the organism in Eukaryota, Metazoa, Chordata, Actinopteri, Pomacentridae. The record is from RefSeq and is a predicted model, not a curated record. Gene Ontology annotation, biological process: erythrocyte differentiation; transmembrane transport; heme export. The transcript is spliced from 9 exons. Bases 10 to 1560 code for a protein of 516 amino acids.